Molecule: messenger RNA, 1982 nt
Organism: Punica granatum (pomegranate)
Lineage: Eukaryota; Viridiplantae; Streptophyta; Magnoliopsida; Myrtales; Lythraceae
Source: RefSeq, a predicted model, not a curated record
UGGGCCCAUAAAGCGCCGGGUUCAUAGAACGACGGCUGUUCAGCAUCUCCUCCUCCUCCGUUUGCUCUCGUCUCCGUCUUUCUCAUUUAUUCGCUUCACUCUGACUGCCAUUUUUAUCUCUGUGUCUGUUGGACUGAGACUGUGUGAGAGCACAAGCAAGAAGAAGAGCACAGACAGACAGUUUGGGUGGCCUCACCCCCCGCCAUUAAUUGACCUCACCUAAAUCUAUUCUAAGCUAUUUUGGAGCCGAGCCCCCCAAAUUUAGCCUUCUCCGAGCUGUGCAGUGACUGUAGAUUGUGGAAAAAACCGAGCACCCUCAGCAUCUAUGGCCACCGCUCUCCGCUACCGGCCGAUAUAGAUACGGUCAUCCCGCCGACACACAGGCGGUGGGAGAGAAGGGGCAACUCCCGCCUUAAAAUGGUGUCCCCUCCCGAGCUCUCACAUCACUUCUCAAUGGCCAAGAACUCCCUCAGGGGCAGAGCCUUCCCCUGCUUCACCGACGGCUGCCUCUUCCUCGGGGGCGCCCUCAUGGCCCUUUUACUCGUGUGGUCAUUUUCCGCUUUCGUCUUCCCCAACCCUAGAGCUAACAGCCCGGAGGAGGCCCUGGCUGGGACGAGGAUCGUGGAGGAUCAUUGCCGAGCGGCGCGCGUGGCGGAAUCUCCGCAAGACCCGCCGGAUAAGACUUUCUACGACGACCCGGGAGUGAGCUAUACGAUCGAGAAGCCGGUGAAGGGCUGGGACGAGAAGAGGAAGGAGUGGCUGCGGCGGCACCCGUCGUUCGCCGGGGGGCGGGAGAGGAUCGUGCUGGUGACGGGAUCGCAGGCGGCGCCGUGCCGGAACAAGAUCGGGGACCACCUGCUGCUGCGGUUCUUCAAGAACAAGGUGGACUACUGCCGGCUCCACGGCUGCGACGUGUUCUACAACAACGUGCUGCUGCAGCCGAAGAUGCACACCUACUGGGCUAAGUACCCGGCGGUAAGGGCGGCGAUGCUGGCCCACCCGGAGGCGGAGUGGAUCUGGUGGGUCGACUCCGACGCCCUCUUCACCGACAUGGACUUCACCCUCCCGCUCGACCGUUACCGGGACCAUAACCUGGUCGUCCACGGCUGGGCCCACCUGGUUCACGAUAAGAAGAGCUGGACCAGCAUCAACGCCGGCAUCUUCCUCAUCCGGAACUGCCAAUGGUCCAUGGACUUCAUGGACGUGUGGGCCAGCACUGGCCCACAGAGCCCCGACUACGAGCGAUGGGGCAAGGUCCUCUCCUCCACCUUCAAGGACAAGAUCUUCCCGGAGUCCGACGAUCAGUCCGCCCUCAUCUACCUCAUCCUCAAGCACCCCGACCUCUAUGGCAAUAAAAUCUAUAUCGAGAACGAGUACUACUUCCAAGGCUACUGGGUCGACAUCGUCCCGUCGCUCGAUAACAUCACGCGCAGGUAUACAGAGAUAGAGAGCGGCGAAGGCGAGGACGCUUCCGUUUUAAGGAGGCGGCACGCGGAGAAGGUGAGCGAGUUCUACAGGGCGCAGUGGGAGCCACACCUCCAGGAGGCCGGGUACGGGCUAGGGAGCUGGAGGAGGCCAUUCAUCACGCACUUCACAGGUUGCCAGCCCUGCAGCGGGGAUCACAACCAAAUGUAUUCGGGCGAGACGUGCUGGAGCGGGAUGGUCAGGGCCCUGAAUUUCGCGGACAAUCAGGUGCUCAGGAACUACGGCUUCAUCCACCCGGACCUACUGGAUUCUGCGACCGUGGAGCCGAUCCCGUUCGAUUACCCGGCGGCCCGAUCGGGCUAACGGGUUAUUCCGGUUAAAUUAAUUAGUUUUUAUUCUUAGAGAGAGGGAAAAGGAUCAUUAUAAAAAUUGAAAGGGUAAAGUUUGUUGGUUUGAUCUUUCAGUUUCUUGGGGUAUGAUCCAUGUGUACGUCUGUCAGCAUAAAUGGGCAUUAAUCAAUUAGUUAAUUGAAUGAAGAAAAAAAAAAGGAUUAAAUA